AUGACCCCACCCCGCAGCACCCUAACGGAGGCGGAGGUGUUUCUAGGGACGCAUUACACUGGGAUCGACAUAAUGCUGAACCUGGGCGACGGCGAGUACUGGAAGAAGGUGAUGGGCCCGGUGUUCAUCUACCUCAACUCCAGCCCCAACAAUGGCAGCGACAUCCGAGCUUUCUGGGACGACGCCAAGGCGCAGGCGCGAGCGGAAGCCGGCAAGUGGCCGUACAGCUUUCCGGAGUCGCCGGGCUUCGCCAAGGCGGGCGACAGGGGCACGGUUACCGGCACUCUCCUGGUCAGGGACGCGUUCGCGAGCAAGGGCGGUGACGUGCCUGCUGCAACGGCGUUCGUCGGGCUCGCCGCGCCCGGCGGGCAGCCUGGCUCCUGGGCGACACAGUGCAAGGGUUACCAGUUCUGGACGAGGGCGACGGCCAGCGGCCGGUUCAGCAUCGGCGGCGUCCGGGCUGGAACCUACAGCCUCGACGCGUGGGUUCCCGGGUUCCUCAGCUCGGAGACUACGUGCACACCUCCACGGUGA
Molecule: messenger RNA, 534 nt
Organism: Miscanthus lutarioriparius
Lineage: Eukaryota; Viridiplantae; Streptophyta; Magnoliopsida; Poales; Poaceae
Source: the annotation of a GenBank genome assembly